AAUAACAGUCCAUUUGAAGGGUCCACCCGAUUUAGGUUUACCUAUCCCAGGGCAACUCUCCUAAUUCCUCUAAAACUCCCAAAUAGAAUACAAAUAGAAUUGCCUCACUAAAUGGUAGCUUCUUUUCCAAGUAACACAACUCUACCAUUAAUAUAGUCAAUAUCAACGAAAGAACCAAACAAAAUAUUCAAGCUGCAGCGAAUUUCAUAGGUUGUUCAAAUCACGAUGAAACUAAAAAGAGAAGACAUCAAUGCGGCUUUACUUCUUUCUUGGUUGAAAUACACACCUGUUAGUGAACGAGAUAUCAAGAAUAUUAAACACCCUGCCCAAAUUCUUGAAGAAAAAUGUCCCAAUUUUCUUGAAAAUAAAUGCAGCAAAAAUCAUCUCAAAAUCACAAAAAACCAAGCCCCAAAAAAGAUUCGAUUUUUACCCAAAAAAUCGUCUGGCUCUAGUGUUAAUGGAGCAUUAGAAGCUUCUAGAAGCAAAGAUUGCAAUGAAGUUCCAAAAAGGGUGCGUAUUUUACCCUCAAGUUUGAUGAAUUUACCAAAAAAGGUACGAAUUUUACCAAAAAGCUCAUCUGGGUCCAGUGUAAAUGGAAAUCUAGAAGGUUCUAGAAAUCUCGAUUCAGUUCCAAAAAGUGUGAAAAUUUCACCCUCAACUUUGACAAAUUUACCAAAAAACCCAGAAACUUUAGAAGCUUCUAGAAAUCCCCUUCCAAAAAGGGUACGUAUUGCACCCUCAACAUAUUUACCAAAAAACCCAGAGUUACCAAAAUUACCUCCAAUUGAGAAUUUACAAACCCUAAUUGGAAAAUGCAGCAACCCAUUUGUGAAGCAAUUGACAAAAUCUGAUGUGGAUGAACAUCAAGGAAGGCUUUUAUUGAAUAAUGAUGAUGUGAAAAGACAAUUACUGCCCUUGUUAAAUGAUGAUUAUGAAGAUCUUGCUGAGGGUAUUGAAGUGAAAGUGUUUGAUCCAAUGGGUAAUUUUUAUCAUAUGAGAUUUAAGACUUGGGGGAAUUAUAAAAGUUAUGUGCUUGUUGGAAGUUGGAGAAAGUUUAUUAAGGAUCAUAAGUUGAAGGAAAAUGAUUGUGUUACUAUUUGGAUGUUUAGAAAUAAAGAAAGUGGUGAGCUUUGUUUUGCUUUAAAUUGGAGAAAAGAAGAUGAAGAUGAAGAAAAAGAAGAAGGGGAAAUUUAAGAAGAUUAAAUCUUUUUAUCUUUCUUGAACUAAAUAUAUUAGUAGUAUAUAGUAUUAGUUUGAUUAUUAGUGAUUAAGUGAUUGGAGUCCUUUAGUUAGUAGUAUUUAGUGUUUGAAGGGUAGUCUUGCAGCAACGAUAAAGUUAUUUCGGUGUUGCCUAUGGGUUGCAGGUUCGAGCCGUGAGAUUGAUAUUUGUGUCAGGGUAGAUUGUUUACGUUACAUGUCUUUAGAAUUUGGGUCCUAUGUAGACACGGAAUGUUUUGUGCACCGAGCUACUCCAUGGGAAGUUCCAAUUUUGUUUUGGUCCUUUUCUAACGGAAAGGACUAAUGAAUUUUUCCCAUCAGAAAUCGGAAGUAAAUAUAAAAUAUGCAGAGAUUAUUGAA
Molecule: messenger RNA, 1578 nt
Organism: Lycium ferocissimum
Lineage: Eukaryota; Viridiplantae; Streptophyta; Magnoliopsida; Solanales; Solanaceae
Product: B3 domain-containing protein At1g05920-like
Exons: 1
Coding region: 226-1194 (322 amino acids)
Molecular function (GO): DNA binding
Source: RefSeq, a predicted model, not a curated record